AUGUCGGGUGAAGAAGAAUCAAGUAAACGACGCAGAGUGGCUAGAGCUUGUGAUGCUUGUAGAAGGAAAAAAGUUCGAUGUGAUGGUGUUCAAUCUGGUUCUGAUCCUCCAUCUUGUACUAAUUGCAGAAUUUACAACUAUGAAUGCUCUUUCAUUGACGCACCUAAAAAACGUGGUCCUCCAAAAGGUUAUAUUGAAGCAUUGGAGACAAGGCUUCAAAGGAUGGAAUCCGUUCUUGGGAACUUGGUACAAUCCGGAAAUUUACCUGAAAGUGUAAUUAACUCAAACCUCGAGUGGAUUAAUAUUAAUGAAAAUAGCUUUAAAAAUAAUAUCGGUAAUAAUUUACCAAAAUCUCAUGAUUCACCAUCUUCAAACAAUGAGGAGUUAAACCCUAUGAAAUCCCACGAGUCUCACGACAGUGAUACUGAUGAGUGUUUAUCAAGUGAUGGGGAUCACUCUUGUGACCUAAGCGAUAGUAUGGGUCAACUUUCAAUCGAUGUAAGUGGGCAUACAAGAUAUAUAGGAAAUAGUUCUGGUAUAACAAUAAUCAAAAAAUUCGCAAAAAAAAUUCUUAAAGAUAAUUCUAAUCAUCGUCAAGAGUGCUUCACAAAACCAAUUACGCACUCAGAUAAAACAUCAAAACUUCCUCCAAAAGAAUUGCGUGAUCAAUUGUUAGAUAUUUAUUGGAGAGAAUGCCAUUCAUACAUGCCUUUCAUUAAUAAAGAGGAAUUUAUGGAAAAAUAUAACGAUUUGGAGAACAAUCAAUCUUUGAUCAUACUUCUUUAUGCCAUGUUUGCUAUCACUGCCAAACAUCAUCAAGGUCCUGCUGUCUAUAAGAAUCCUGACGAUCCAUCUACUGUCGGUGAGGAAUACAUUGAACGAGCAAAAGAAUUACUUAAAGAUGAGUUCGAUAAUCCGACCAUAACAAACGUUCAGGCGCUUGUACUGUUAGCAGGAAAUCUACAAGGUUCAAAAAAUCCUUCUUCAUGGUUAUAUGUGGGUAUAGCUAUUCGUCUUGCUCAAGAUAUGGGAUUACAUAGAGAUUCUUCAAAAUGGAAUCUUGAUGCAAGACAAACUGAAAUUAGAAGGCGUGUAUGGUGGUCUUGUGUUAUGAUAGAUAGACUAUCAAGCGCUCAAUUGGGCCGACCGCUUGCUAUUAACGAGGCUGAAUUCGACGUCGAUCUUCCCACCAAUGGAUUACUGCCCGAUGAUCCAACUUCUAAUGCAUGGAUUGAAGCACUUAAGAUUAUUUUAAUACUUGGACGUGUGCUCUCUCAUGUUUAUGGUAUAAAGGCACAACAGAAUAUAAACAAUAAUAAUCAAUGUUUAUUACCCUCAUUACACGCAGCGUUAAAUGAAUGGAAAGAAAAACUUCCAAAAGAACUUCAAUACGAUUAUUCGAAUCUCACAUUUGAUGGUCCGAUUAACAGAAAGAAAUUACUUGCUCAUCUAUUAUUUUAUACUGUUCAAAUUCUUUUACAUCGUCCUCAUAUUCGUUGUCCAAAGUCAAAAACUCCUCCUUCAACUAUUCCAUCAUUGACUAUAUGCACUAAAGCUGCAAAUCAUAUCAUACAUAUCCUACAUCGUUUAGUUAAAGAAGGGAGAUUGCAACAAUCGUGGUCAUACAUGGUUUAUCCUUUUUUUACCUCUACUACUAUGCAUUUAAUAAAUGCUUUUAGUGGUGACAAUCGAUUUAGAGAAGUAGCUAAACACGGUCUUAGGAUGGUAUUAAGAUGCUUAGAUUAUAUGAAACCUCAUUGGUUUGCUGCUGAAAGAAAAAGACGUUCUACAUAUCAUUCUACAAAUUUGGAUGAUAUGUCUUCUGUUUCAAUAACCAAUGAAAUUCCAGUUUCAUCUCAAUCUCCUUCAACACCACCAUCAAUUCCAAGUCAAAUAAAUUCGACACCUGCUUCAAUUCGAGAAUAUAGUGCUGCAAUAAGACAACAUAUGAUUAAUCAUGUUCCUUCAACUCUUAAUGGAAUACAAGCAAUUAAUUAUGAUCCAAAUUCCUCUCCAGCUUCUGAUAGUUCUGUUACAAGUUAUAUGUCAUUUAAUGAUCCUAUGAUGAAAACAGAUAAUGAAUUAUUUAUCGAUUCUCAUAUUCCAGAAGUUUCAUCAUUUUUAUUUAAUGAUUGUGAAAAUAAUCCAUUUUUAUCACUUCCAAUUUCUCUCGAUUGGACUACUAAUAUUUAUGAGUGGUCGGAUUUGAUUGGACUACAACAGACAAAUAUGAAUAAUAUGAAUGGUUUGAAUGAUAAUGUAAUUUCAAAUCAGAUGGAUCAGUUUACAAAUAAUGUUAUUGGAAUAUCAACAACAAAUACACAGGGAACUCUUUAA
Cetraspora pellucida is the source of this 2337-nucleotide messenger RNA. NCBI's taxonomy places the organism in Eukaryota, Fungi, Glomeromycota, Glomeromycetes, Diversisporales, Gigasporaceae. The record is from the annotation of a GenBank genome assembly.